Messenger RNA from Coccidioides immitis RS, 507 nucleotides. RefSeq lists its product as uncharacterized. NCBI's taxonomy places the organism in Eukaryota, Fungi, Ascomycota, Eurotiomycetes, Onygenales, Onygenaceae. The transcript is spliced from 6 exons. The coding region runs from base 1 to 507 and encodes 168 amino acids. The record is from RefSeq and is a predicted model, not a curated record.
AUGAGCACUAGCUUAAGAGAGAGCUUUCUCUUGCUUUCUCUUUCUCUUCUUUUCUUCUCUAGUCUAUAUCAUCAUUACCAAGAAGUUCCUGCAGAUUUGCAGUCUCCUCUUCUUCUCUCUCACAAGUUGUUGCUGCUCUCCUCUCUCAGGAGAACUUCCACCUCUCUCUUCACAGAAGAAGUUGGGCCUUCAAGUGUUGUUGCUUCUCCCUCUCCCUCUUCUUCAUCAGUUGUCACUACUUUUCUUCUGCCAGCUCAAGCUGGUUCUGCUGCUCUGCCUCCCCUUCCUGCAGUUGUUGUGCCAGCUCCAGCUGGAAAUAUUGUUGUUGCUGUUUCCCCUGCUCUAGCAGGGUUUUGGUUCCAGACCAUCUUCACCCAAUUGCUGCCAGCUGGUACUUUUGCUGGUGUGUUGUGGGCCAAUCUGGUGGUUCUUCCAGACCUCCCACCCCAUACUGGGGCACAAGCUUUGUCUGCCUGCAAAAGAGCAUGGUGUCAUAAGUCUAUUUAA